GGUGGGCAAGUCCUUCAGCAGGACAUAAGUAUCACUGAAACCUCACAGACGGUCAGACGGAGUUGGACUGAGACUUGAUCAGGUUGAACAAAUGGCUUCAGAGGAACUGGUGGUGGCUGCCCUGGGUCGACCUUUCACCUUAGGCAUGCUGUAUGACGCUCGCACAGACAAACUGAUCCCAGGCGUCACAUUGUGGGAUGCUGAAACUCGACAGGAGAACACAGCUGAGAGGCCUCAGCCCAGCAGCUCAUUUGAAAUUUCUACAUCUGAUUCAAUCGCGGAAAAGUCGACUCUCCUUGAUGUCGAUGCUUCCCUAAAGGCCAGUUUCCUCGGUGGACUGAUUGAAGUCGGAGGAUCUGCCAAGUACCUGAAUGACAAGAAACAUUCCCAUCAUCAGAGCAGAGUCACGCUUCAGUACAAAGCUACCACCAAGUUCAAAGAAGUGUUCCUGGCUCCUCUGGACGCCAAGACGAAGGAACAAAUAGGUCAAAUUGAGCAAAGUUUGGCAACACAUGUAGUCUCAGGCAUUGUUUAUGGGGCACAAGCUUUCUUUGUGUUUGACAGUAAAAAGUCUGAGGACAGCAGUGUUCAGGACAUACAGGGCCACAUGGAAGCCGUGAUAAAGAAGAUUCCAUCAUUUCAAAUCGAAGGAAAAGUUGAUAUCAAGCUGACAGACCAGGAAAAAGCCCUGACUGAUCAAUUCUCCUGCAAGUUCUUUGGUGACUUUGUCCUUGAAGUUAACCCUUCAACCUUCGUUGAUGCUGUAAAGACCUACAUGGAUCUUCCAAAGCUGCUGGGACCAAAUGGAGAGAAUACUGUUCCAGUGAUGGUCUGGCUGAUGCCCCUGAAGACUUUAGAUUUCCAGGCUCCUCAGGUGGUGGCAAAGAUCAGUGCUAGAUUAGCAGGAAAAGCAGAGAAUGCUCUCGAAGACUUGCAUCAACUAAAAAUGAGAUGCAAUGCUUCUCUGGAUGACAAAGUGGUCCAACAGCUUCCACAGAUUCAGAAAAAGUUGCUAAAUUUCCAACAGCUGUGUAAUGAAUACACAUCUGCACUCCAACAAGACAUCGCAAAGAAAAGUCCGCCCAUUAAGGAGGGCAACCAAGAUGAAAGUGAGUUGGAAGAACUCUUUGAAGACAGACACUCAUCACCAUUCAACAACGAGAAGCUCAGCAGGUGGAUGGAGUGCAUGGAAAGAGAGAUCAACGUCAUCAGGUCCUGUGUGGACAUGAUGGACGGAAUACAGAUUGUCUCAGAUAAGUCUGAACUGGAUCGACGUGUUCUGGCACCAGGUGUGGAAGAUGCCUUCUGCUUUGUCUUUACUUCUGUGGAAUGUGAAGAUCCCUACAUCAAAGCGUUGGCCAACUACUCAUCUUCACUGGAAUUAGGUGCAGUGGACGUUAGUCCAGGCGGUCAGGACCAGUGGUUCUUCUCAGAUGAAGUGUUCACCAGAAUGAGAGAAAAAGCACGAGAUUUCCAAGAUCUUAACAAAUGUCAUAAGAACAGCAGGUUUUGUUUCCUCAUAGCAGCUCUGACCAACGACAAAUACCAAGGAGCGAGUAUCUACUACUACCACAAUGGCAUUCUGAUCACCGAGGACGCUUCAAAGCCUGAACAGCCUCCUGCUGAGACAACAACCGACAGAAGUGCCCUCCUGUGGUAUGCCUGUGAUCUCACGCUGAAUCCAGACACUGUCAGCAAUCAACUGACUCUUUCUGAUGACAACAAAAUGGUAACAAAAGCAGAGCUGCAGUCGUAUCCUGAUAAUCCAGACAGGUUUAUGUUGCCUCAUGUUCUGUGCAGGGAGGGGUUGAUGGGCCGCCAUUACUGGGAGAUAGAAUGGAGUAAUAACUAUCUGGAGGAUAUCGGGGUCGCUGUUGCAUACCAAGGAAUCUGUCGAAAAUCUCAACCCUCUUCUUAUCUAGGAUUGAAUGAUGUGUCGUGGAGUUUAGGCCACAGGUGGAAGUCAGCAACAAACACAAUCUAUUUCGAGCACUUGUGUCCCAUAAAGGAAUUUGCGAUUUCAAAUGACGGCUUCAAGCGUCUUGGCGUGUUUCUGGAUUGUUUUAAUGGCACUCUGACUUAUUAUCGUGUCUCUGACAACAAUCUCACUGCUCUCCACACAUUCAAGGCUGAAUUCACUGAACCGCUUUACCCGGCCUUCAAGAUCUGGCAGAAGUGCAGCAACGUGAAGCUGCUGUAGUGUCAAAGAUUUGGUCUGAUGGGUCACAAGCGUCCAGUCUGGGCUGCUUCUUCUGACCUUUGACUGCAGUUUGAGUUUAAGUAAGAAUUAAAGAUGAUUUUAAUUUGAUUUCAAGAUACAGUAAUGAUUUAGAUGUUGAUUUGGAGAUUGUGAAGAGGAGUGGGGAGAGGUAAUAUUUACAGUCACUGACUUUCCUUUGGUUCAGUUUAGGCUCAUUCCAUUUGGCUAAAAUAAAAACAAAUAAAUAAAUA
This is a messenger RNA of Thalassophryne amazonica, 2451 nucleotides long. RefSeq names its product stonustoxin subunit alpha-like. The coding region runs from base 92 to 2200 and encodes 702 amino acids. NCBI's taxonomy places the organism in Eukaryota, Metazoa, Chordata, Actinopteri, Batrachoidiformes, Batrachoididae. The transcript has 4 exons. The record is from RefSeq and is a predicted model, not a curated record. Gene Ontology annotation, molecular function: protein binding.